Messenger RNA from Metarhizium robertsii ARSEF 23, 423 nucleotides. Its product is annotated as glucans biosynthesis glucosyltransferase H. The transcript has a single exon. The record is from RefSeq and is a predicted model, not a curated record. Lineage: Eukaryota; Fungi; Ascomycota; Sordariomycetes; Hypocreales; Clavicipitaceae. Bases 1 to 423 code for a protein of 140 amino acids.
AUGGAGAAACACCCCCGGAUCGGCCGGCUGCAGACCCAGUUCGCCGGGAUGCCGGCCGCCGGCAGCUUCACCCGGCUCCUGCAAUUUGGGAUGCUCCACAACGUGCCGGUGCACAACGUCGGAAUAUUGAAGUUUUGCUGGACCCACAACGCCAUCACCCGCAUCGGCGCCUUCCGCAGGCACCGCAUGCUCCCCGUCCAGACGGAAAGCUCCGAGACCAACCCGCCGACACUUCUCGGCAUCUUGCGCCGUGAGCACCGCUGGUAUCAGGGCAUUAUGCGGUACUGCUUUCUGCUCAAGGAGCCCGGCCUCCAGUCCGUCAGCCGCUUCCAGGUGUGCCAGAUCCUCGCCUCGUUUCUCGGCUCGGCCUCUGGUGUUUUGUGGAUGCUGGCGGCAUCGCCAAGGCAUGUUGGAUGGAUAUGA